CGAUCGUAGAAAUAAGCUAUAAUCACCCCUCCACGCACGGUGGCACUGUCACUUGGUCACUCUCUACGGCCUGGUGUGAUUGAAACAGUAGCACAGGUGGAGGUUCAUUUGCCUGCAAUGCAGCACGAGAAGCCAAAAGCAGGUAAAGCCUGAGCAGUGUCUGUCCCCGGCUGCAUAGGUUGAGACAUUUGCCAAGAUGGGAGUAAAGGAAAAGUUAAGUCUGAUGCAGAUCCCCUCCAUUCUUGUGCUCGGCUUUGUUUAUGUGGCAUAUGUGCUGAUCGGUGGGGUGGUUUUCUGGAAGUUGGAGGGAGACCUCGGAAUGAAGGACGUCAGCUACUUGCGUGAAAAAAAAGAAAGGCUCCUUAGCACAUACCCAUGUCUCAACCAAGCUGGCCUGGAGGCCGUAGCUCAGGUUGUUAAAGACACAUCAAAGGUGGGCCUGAGUUUGAAAAGCAACUACACGGCAGACGGCUUCUGGAAAUUCACCAGCUCAGCUGUGUUUGCUGCCACUGUGGUCACAACUAUAGGUUAUGGGAACAUAUGUCCCAGCACUACAGGUGGCCAGAUCUUCUGCGUGUUCUUUGCGCUCUUCGGUAUACCACUCAACAUUGUGGUUCUCAACAGAGUGGGCAAGUACAUCCUAGCCAUAGAGAGGAACAUCUCAGACUUCUUCGAGAAAAAGACUAGUCGAAAAACAUGUACCCGCUUUUUCAUCCACUUUGUAUGUUACAUCUGCGGAGCGGUUCUUUUCUUCAUCAUGCCCAUGAUUGUGUUCAAGCAGCAAGAGGACUGGACACAUGCAGAGGCCAUCUACUACUGCUUCAUCAGCCUCAGCACCAUCGGCUUUGGAGAUUUUGUGGCAGAUAGCAAUCCAGACAAAUAUUACCCAAAUUGGUACAGCUUCAUCAUAGCCUCGUGGAUCUUCUUUGGCAUGGCCUGGCUGGCGCUGGUUAUCAACCACUCAAUCGAAAUCCUGGAGCGGCUCAACAACUACUUUAAAAAGCAGUUCAAAAAGAAUGAUAAUCAACAGGGGGAUGAGGCAGGCGGUACAGCUGAUAAAAACCCAGAGACACAGAUGGAGGAGGAAGACGAGAUCACCCAGCCUCCAGUUACUGAGUCCACCUAGUUAUAGAGUUACCUACAUCUGUUUGUGGUGAUUUGAUACGUGCCUGAGUUAUUGUUUGUCAGUUUUAGACAUUUUCUCCGUAACUGCCACUAAACUAUUGGCUCAUUUUUGUUGAGUCAGGUUUAUGUGACAGCAGCAUUCACGCACUGUUUAAGUGCCUCUUGUUAAUCUAAAACCCUUUAGAUUAAGGUUUAGAGAAGGACUCAGCACUUCUGUCCGUCUGUGGUCUAGUAGACAGGACAGUCAGCCUGUUUCCUAUACUUAAUUAGCUGACCACAAGUCAUUUACCGACUCCGUGGCACCAGCUUGGCUGUAGUCAAAGCCACAGUCUUUUAAAAUGAUCUACUUUGCAUGGUAUAGGGACUCCGUGGCCCACAGAGGCCUGGGGAUUAUUAUUAUUCAGCAUAUUUUAAGAGGUGGUGGAAUUUCCUAGGUUAUAAAAUACAGUGAAGUAAAUUAACUGGCCUUACAGAAGAGCAAGAGAAGGAAAAUUUAUUUCAUUUGUCAAGGUGUAAAAAGUUUUUGUCUUAAGUAUUGUUUUAACACUUCCAAACCAAAUUAAAAAUAUUUAUUAAAACGGACCUGCUCUGCUUUUCCUUAUUGUCUGCCAGACUGCUCUAACUGCUGAGGUUCACAGUUAUUCUACUCUUAGAACAGAAGUCCCUCCAACAACCGCCUCAUAAUGCAUUCAGACAAGUG
Messenger RNA from Haplochromis burtoni (Burton's mouthbrooder), 1825 nucleotides. RefSeq names its product potassium channel, subfamily K, member 17 (gene kcnk17). Lineage: Eukaryota; Metazoa; Chordata; Actinopteri; Cichliformes; Cichlidae. Gene Ontology annotation, molecular function: potassium ion leak channel activity. The record is from RefSeq and is a predicted model, not a curated record. Gene Ontology annotation, cellular component: membrane. Bases 197 to 1126 code for a protein of 309 amino acids. The transcript is spliced from 6 exons. Gene Ontology annotation, biological process: potassium ion transmembrane transport; stabilization of membrane potential.